Onthophagus taurus is the source of this 2767-nucleotide messenger RNA. RefSeq lists its product as uncharacterized. Gene Ontology annotation, biological process: proteolysis. The record is from RefSeq and is a predicted model, not a curated record. Gene Ontology annotation, molecular function: metallodipeptidase activity. NCBI's taxonomy places the organism in Eukaryota, Metazoa, Arthropoda, Insecta, Coleoptera, Scarabaeidae.
CAACGGUGGAGGUUUGCAGCUUUUACGCGAAAAGUUGCGUCAAAGACGACAGAGCGCGCGAAUUUGGACGUUUAUAAUAAAAAUGACGUUGAAAGAUUUUCAAAGUUUUUACAUUCGGAGUUUUAAGAUUACUGUUAAAGUUGAAAAAAUUAAUAUUGAAAAUUAAAUUCGUUGUGAUUGUGUGAAAAUUAUCCCCAUCAAUGAGAUUUAGACAAUUAAUUUAGUUUGACUUGAAUAAGAAAUAAAUAAAGAAAACGAAUGUUUUGCAUCGAGUGUUUUUGUGAGGAAGUUUAAAAAUAAAUUAAGGAGAUGAGUCAUGAGUUAGCAACUAGAGUUAUGAAGUCGUCGAAAUACACUCAAGUAACAACACCGAACGAUAACGAUUUCGGGGAUUACCAAAACUUAGGAACAAUAAUACCUGCAAGCGAAUUGAGUCUUAGCCAUUCAACAAGCCAGCACUCUGAUUACGCAGGAAGUUGUAAACAACAUGUUAAUAAUAGUGAGGAACUCUUGUUGAACACAACUUAUGAUCGUAGCGGACAUCAAACGGGUUACGAUGUUCACCAACAAACCGAAACGAACGCUAAUAAAUACGUUCGAAACGAGGAAUUUGAGCUGGUCUGUAACUGUUCGUAUCCACAACACCAUCGUUUGAAGCCACGUUAUACUAGCGAACAGAAUAUCGCGCUGACAAAUAGGGGUUUUUGCUCUCUUACGAAAUUGGACGCGUCCAAUUCCAGUCAGUACAGCCUGGAUAGAAAGGGUGGAAAAUUAAAACAAAAUGAUGGUGGACAGCAACGCACACAACAACGUUUGGAUAGAGGACCGUCCCUGAAAAGAAUACAAUCCCCAGAAAUUAUUAACAUCCAUCGUGGUCCGAAUAACACGUUUUAUGAUGGUUACGUACCAGAAAAUUGCGCGGUGGUAAAGACUUUCGGUUACGAAAAGGACUUUAAGUGCGACGAUUACGGAUUUAAGAGGGCGCAAAGUUUCAAGAGGGCUAUGAGUGAAAGAUCGAAUGGUAAUCAGUUACGUAGUGGUGGUAAAAGAAGAGCCGCUGGCGACGGUAUCGACACACCGGAAAUGGACGAUCCAGAAUUGAUAUUCGAACUGUCCGAACAGAUGAGGGACUGUCAAUGUGCCUGCGAUCACGUGAUAUACGCCCCGGGGUAUACCACCUGUUUACCGGAAGAACGUUUCCCGCCAGCUCCAGACGUUACGCGUCGAUUAGGGGCUUCAACACCAAUCACUACCAAACCGGAGGCGGGAACUCCACCUUAUUACAGGUCGGCUUCCGCUGCAAGUUCAAGCUCGACGUCUUCCAGAAUAGACCUUUCGGCAAAACAUUGGUGGAUUAUUGCGACAGUUUUACUUCUUGCGGCUGCUGCUGGCGUUGGAGUACCAAUCGCUCUCAAAAUCAGUUCUACUGCAUCUUUAGAUGAAAGGUUGGAAUUCGCAGCAAGAUUAUUACAAGAAGUGCCUCUUAUCGACGGCCAUAAUGAUCUGCCGUGGAAUAUCAGAAAAUUCCUCCACAACAGACUCAAAGACUUCAAAUUCGGUGAGGAUUUGAGAAAUAUUUCGCCAUGGUCUACGAGUGCUUGGAGUCAUACUGAUCUUCCUAGACUGAAACAAGGUCACGUUUCUGCUCAAUUUUGGGCAGCUUACGUUCCGUGUGAUUCUCAAUUUAAAGACGCCGUUCAAUUAACAUUGGAACAAAUCGAUGUUAUUAGAAGACUUACAGAAAUGUACAAUCCAUCGUUAACUUUAUGUACUUCGUCACAAGAUAUACGGACGGCGUACGAGAAAAACCAAUUGUGUUCAUUAAUUGGCGUCGAAGGGGGACACUCUCUAGCCGGAAGUUUGGCCGUUUUACGAACGUUAUAUCACGUUGGGGUGCGAUACCUAACGUUGACGUCAACAUGUAACACCCCCUGGGCUGACUGUUCCUAUGCUGACAUGCCCGGACGAAAACCAGAACACGGAGGGCUAACAAACUUUGGAAAGAGUGUCGUGAAAGAAAUGAACCGUCUGGGAAUGAUAGUGGACUUGUCCCACGUGUCAGUUGGUACGAUGCGGGACGCUUUGGACGUUUCGAAAGCCCCAGUUAUAUUCAGCCAUUCCUCAGCUCAUGCCCUUUGCAACUCGACCAGAAAUGUUCCGGACGAAACGCUUAGAAAGCUCGCCCUGAACAGAGGCGUGGUUAUGGUCAACUUUUACUCGCAUUUCUUGACCUGUAAAGAUGUUGCCACUGUUGCAGAUGCCGUUGCACACAUAAAUCACAUCAGGGAAGUGGCGGGGGUGGAUAAUGUUGGUCUCGGGGCUGGAUACGAUGGAAUAAACUUUGUUCCGCAAGGUUUAGAAGACGUUGCGGCAUAUCCAACUCUUUUUGCCGAAUUAAUAGGAACAGGAAAGUGGAGUGUUGAUGAACUAAAAAAACUCGCAGGUUUGAAUUUUCUAAGAGUAUUGGAAGAGGUGGAACGCGUUAGAGAUGAAUUUAGGAAGGCGAAAGUACCACCAUACGAGGAUGUUAUGAUGCCCAGACCGAAAGUCAACAAUUGCACAUCUCAGGAUCAAGUUUGAUUAAUGUUCAAUAAAAUUGGAGACAAAAUAAUACUCAGACUGUUGUAUAACUACGUUACGAGUAAUGAUAUAGUUUAUUUUGAUGUGUCGAUGAAAGUAUCGAUGGUGCUGUAAUUUGUAUAUGUAAAUUUAAGAUAAAAAAGUUAAAGAAUUUAAUUUAAUUAAUAAAAAAUUGCGUGUGACAAUA